CAUAAACCAACAAGUUUUUUUUACCAUCUUAUCUCUCUGAAUCUUUCAUCAGUAUCUUUUCAUCUCUUCUGUGAAAGGAAAUGGCUGGUGCGCAGGGGGAGCCAGGGAGCUCUAUGGAUGGAGUGACUGGCAGAGAACCAGCUUAUGCUUUUUCUGUGGCUUCGGUUGAGACCGAUAAAACUGCACACUUCGAUCUACCAGUAGACUCUGAGCACAAAGCAACAAAGUUCAAACUUUUCUCGUUUGCUAAUCCACAUAUGAGAACUUUCCAUCUCUCAUGGUUGUCUUUCUUUACUUGUUUUGUAUCAACAUUUGCUGCUGCUCCUCUUGUUCCUAUUAUUAGGGAUAAUCUUAACUUGGUUAAAGGCGAUGUGGGUAAUGCAGGAGUUGCUUCUGUCUCUGGAAGUAUCUUUUCAAGGCUUGCCAUGGGAGCUGUUUGCGAUUUACUAGGGCCAAGAUAUGGUUGUGCCUUCUUGAUGAUGCUCUCUGCGCCAACUGUGUUUUGCAUGGCUCUAGUUGGUUCUCCUGGGGGUUAUGUAGCCGUUCGUUUUAUGAUCGGGUUUUCUCUCGCUACAUUUGUUUCUUGUCAAUACUGGAUGAGUACUAUGUUUAACAGUAAGAUCAUUGGGACAGUAAAUGGUACUGCCGCAGGUUGGGGAAACAUGGGUGGUGGUGCAACUCAACUUUUAAUGCCUGUACUUUACGAGAUAAUCAGAAAAUGCGGUUCUACCCAAUUCUCAGCAUGGCGUAUUGCCUUCUUCAUCCCUGGUUGGAUGCAUAUCAUUACAGGGCUCAUGGUUUUGAUCCUUGGACAAGAUCUUCCUGAUGGAAAUCUUGGUGCCUUACAGAAGACUGGAACAGUUGCCAAAGACAAGUUCUCCAAAGUACUUUGGUAUGCUGUGACAAACUACAGGACAUGGAUCUUUGUUCUACUUUAUGGAUACUCAAUGGGUGUAGAAUUAUCUACCGAUAAUAUCAUUGCUGAGUACUUCUUUGACAGAUUUGAUCUAAAGCUCCACACAGCUGGUAUAAUAGCUGCUGCUUUUGGAAUGGCCAACUUCUUUGCUCGCCCAAUUGGUGGAUAUCUCUCAGAUAUUGGUGCCCGUAGAUGGGGAAUGAGGGCCAGAUUAUGGAACCUAUGGCUCCUCCAAACUGGUGGAGGUCUCUUUUGCAUAUGGCUUGGUCUUUCCGAUUCACUUAUUGUCUCUAUCGUGGCUAUGAUCCUUUUCUCCCUUUGUGCUCAAGCUGCAUGUGGAGCUACAUUCGGUGUUAUUCCUUUCGUUUCUCGGCGGUCACUGGGUAUCAUUUCAGGUUUGACCGGUGCCGGCGGUAACUUCGGUUCCGGAUUGACCCAAUUCUUGUUUUUUACAAGUUCAAGCUUUUCAACCGCGGAUGGAAUUGUUUACAUGGGAAUUAUGAUUGUGGCAUGUACCCUGCCCACAGCUUUCAUACAUUUCCCUCAGUGGGGAAGUAUGUUCCUUCCAGCUUCAAAAGAUAUCGAAAAAUCUAAGGAAGAGUACUACUAUGCAUCCGAGUACACCAAGGAGGAGCAGGCUCAGGGAUUGCAUUCAAACAGUAUCAAGUUCGCUGAGAAUGCUAGGUCGGAACGUGGUGGCCGUGUCGCUUCUGCACCAACCCCACCUGGAUCUACACCCCAACAUGUUUAGCUUAAGGUUGCAGAGACACACAAGACGCUAUAAACAUGUACACAUUGUAUACACACGAGAAGGUGGUACUUAACGGUCCGGCUUUGAUUAUGAUUUGUAAGUUUUCCAAAAUAUUUUCCAGUUCAAUGUUUGAUCUGUUUUACGAAAAGGUUAUUUGUGGUUUGGUACCUAUGUUUUGUCUAGCAUCGGACUUUGAUUUACAGUUAUUCAAGUAUUGAGGGUUGUAAUGUACCUGGAUCAUUAGUUGAUUGUCAAAGACUCGGUAAUCUCAAAUAACUUCGUGUUCUGAACCUUGGUAA
Molecule: messenger RNA, 1966 nt
Organism: Papaver somniferum (opium poppy)
Lineage: Eukaryota; Viridiplantae; Streptophyta; Magnoliopsida; Ranunculales; Papaveraceae
Product: high-affinity nitrate transporter 2.1-like
Exons: 2
Coding region: 81-1667 (528 amino acids)
Biological process (GO): cellular response to nitrate; nitrate transmembrane transport
Cellular component (GO): plant-type vacuole membrane; plasma membrane
Molecular function (GO): nitrate transmembrane transporter activity
Source: RefSeq, a predicted model, not a curated record